Leptopilina heterotoma is the source of this 2377-nucleotide messenger RNA. It is a transcript of the gene bnb, whose product is annotated as neurofilament heavy polypeptide. The record is from RefSeq and is a predicted model, not a curated record. NCBI's taxonomy places the organism in Eukaryota, Metazoa, Arthropoda, Insecta, Hymenoptera, Figitidae. Bases 263 to 1555 code for a protein of 430 amino acids. The transcript has 3 exons.
GAAUAAGACUCGACACUCGACCCAACCUUCAUACCGAACAUCUGCAACUCCUAAAAGUUCGAGCUUUUGUGAACGCACGCGCGCGAACUUCGACUGUUCACGCACUUGUCAAUUUUUUUUAUUUUAAUUAAACAAAAAGUUUUUAUUUUUCAAAAGGAUCAAAAAAUAAACAAAAAAAAAUCACGAGUUUCCGUGCAAUCUUCCAGUGAAUCUUAUCGUCACUUCACAUUUCCAGAAAGAAAAAAGAAAACAGUAGAGCAUCAUGGUGAAGUAUAUUCUAGCCCUGACGAUAUGCCUGGUGGCGGUGAAGACUGUGAUGGUGAUGCCAGUGGCCGACGAGGCGGCGAAAAUCGAAGCCAAACCUGGCCAACAACCGGAGAAGAUCGGCGCAACCCAAGUCGCAGAGAAAGUGGAGUCCGCUCCCCUGAAGGACGAACCCUCGGCCGUCGUUCCCCUGGCCGCCGACCAGCACGAAGCCCACCACCACAAGGAGCACGAGGGUCACAAGGACCACGAGGGCCACCACCACGCUCACGACUCUCACGCCUCUCAUGACAGUCACGAGAGCCACGAGAGCCACGAGCACAAAGUGAGAUCCACCGUCGCCGACAACUCCUCCGAGAGCAAGGAAAGCGACGAGUCCGCCGAGAGUGCCGAGAGCUCCGAGGAAAAGAAGAAGCCAUCGUCCGAGCCCAAGAAGGACGAAAAGCCCAUCUUGUCCGACGAGAAGAAGCCCGAAAACACCGAAGCCCCAUCAAAAAUCGUCGCCAGGUCCGAAUCCGAAACACCAGCCGCAGCGGCAGCACAACCAGAAUCCGCGCCAUCGGCCCCCAUCGCCGACUCACCCGCACCCAAGGAAGAAGAACCCAAGGCCCCACGCGGAGAGACCAAGACCGAGGAGAAGCCAGUGCAAAUCGAGAAGCGCUCGGAGCAGACGAAGGUCGAGGAGAAGCCAGCGACAGUAGUGGCGGCCGUGGAGAAGGCGGCGGAGAAACCAGUGGCCGAUGAGAAGGCGCCUUUGCCAGAGGACUCCAAGAAGCAGGAGGAGAAGAUCCCAGAGAAGGAGGAAAUCAAACGGGAGUCGCCCGCCGCACCACAGGAAGCCAAGCAGGGAGCACGUUCCGAGGAGCCUGCACCAGAGACCAAAUCCGUACCAUUCGAACCCGCCAAGAUUGCCGAGCCCAGUAAGGUCGAACCAGAGCCCGCUAAAAUCGCCGCUGAACCCGCCAAGAUCCAAGAAGCUGCGCCGGCAAUCACCAAAACUGCUCAAGCUGAAGUUACCGAUGAAAAGAGGGAACUCAAGACACUCGAGGAGUCCGCACCAGUAGUGCCAGCCCAGCCAGCAGUCGAGCCCCAAGAGAAGGCCAAGGAGCUCCCAGCGCCAAAGCCCAAGUCCGACGAGGCAAAGACCCAAGACGAGACCAAGCCCACCGAGGACAAGGAGCAGAAGGCCGAAGCUUUGCCAAAGCCCGAGGAAGUGAAGGAGGAGUCGACUUUCACCAGUCAGGACGCGAGUAGCAAGAGCAGCAGUCCCAGCGGCGGUACUAGUGAUUAGUGAUAAGAAAGAGCUCCUCUUAAGCGGCUUAUUUCAUUUACAAAAUCGUAUUUCACUCCCGAUAAAAAGUAUCUUAUUAAGUGAGAAUAAAUGCGAGCAAGAGAGCAAGACAAAUGCAAAAUAAAUGCAAAAUAAAUGCGAGCGACUGCGAGAGCGAGUGAUGACAAUUCCAUUAAAAGUGUGAAUACUACGUGCGUCUAGUUCGUUUCCAUUAUGUAUUAUGCAAGAGUAACUGAGCUUAAUGAAAGAGAAAAUGUGUGAGAAAAAAAGGAGAGAGAGAGACAUUGGGAACUGUAAUAAAAAAACAAUAACCACCUUUAGCAAACAGUAAAUUCAUUCUCGUUACUAAAAGAAAAUUAUUUCAGUUUCUGACUGACGCCAUCAACGGCGAUUCAAAAGGAAAAGAGAAAAUUCGGGUUUCUUAAGGGGGCGCGCAAGGACAAAGCAAUCUCGAUCCAUUUUGCUGACCGGAGAUGACAAAAAAUAUUCGACAUUUUUUUUAGUCCCCUACAGAAGUUUUACUAUCGACAAGAAAACUAAUUUUUCACGCAUCAUUCUUUCUUUUUUUUACCUUUGUCCCAAAAAAUCUGUCUAUCCAAUCACUCCCAACAACAAAAGAAAAGCGGUUCUUCCAAAUUUUCCUAGCGAUUAGUUUCUUUUUUUUCAUUUUUUUUUAUAGUUUAUCGCCUAUUACAUAUUUUACUCCUUUACCGCUAAUUAUUUGUUAGAACAAAAAAAAAUUCAUGUACCGCUAUUUUAAUCUAUUAUGAUCUGUAUUAUUACUAUCAUUCAUCGUUAAAAUAAUAAUUAUUGCCAUUAUAA